Notodromas monacha is the source of this 1015-nucleotide messenger RNA. NCBI's taxonomy places the organism in Eukaryota, Metazoa, Arthropoda, Ostracoda, Podocopida, Cyprididae. The record is from the annotation of a GenBank genome assembly.
AUGGUAAAAACAUGGUUCGGGUCAGCAUCCGGUAAAGCCCAGGACUCGGGGUUGCGUGUGGAGGCAUUGCAGUUCAUGCGCGGGAUCAUGGACGAAUGCACGUAUUUGGGCAACUUUUCCGUGCCUGUGGAUCCCGAGCUGGUCAUUGUGGUUGCUGCAAAGUGUGAUGGUUACGUACCUCGAGGAGACGGGUUACCAGAGUUGAACGAGCUUUGGCCGUCGGCCGAAAUUCGCUCCGUUGACAUGGGGCACGUUGCUGCUUUCAUUUUCAAUCAAGGCGUUUUCCGGAAAGCCAUCAAGGAUUCUUUCGAACGCCUGACUGCCAAGUACUAUUCAUGAAACCGGUGCAUUCGCCGACGUUCGGCAAUGGGUCAACAAACUCAAAACAAGUCGGACCCGAGUUGGUUUGUGCGACGAUUCGAAAGAAGAAGAAACAUCGUGCUGAUCCUUUGAUGAUAAUUCGGAAUGUUGUGUGUAAGAGACGACUCGUUCAGAAGAGUGCCUCAGAACGGUUGAAGUGAGAAUGGUUAUCAGUGCUGUGAUUUGAAGCGAUUUGUGGGUCCUCUUACGAAGGUUUUCUCGCAGUUUACUCGUCAAUUGUUUAUUCCUUCUUUUUAUUUUUUCUGCGAAGAGCAAUCAUGGUUGACGAGAAUGUGUUCUAGCGUUUGUGUUCUGCCUGAGACGAACUUUUCGAUGUGCUUGUAGAGGAAUGGAGAAAUCAGGUAGCACACAGUGAUCUAUUAUUGCAGAAGAAGAAGAAAUUGGUUUUUUUUUACGGUACAAUUGGGUUCAGUUCAUUUUUGCGUGGAUAAUACUCCAUUGCGGUAAUUCACGUAUUGUACAUUCGUAAGAGAAGGACCUUUUUGUAAAAAUAAAAUAUAGGGGUUUAUACAUUUCAAAGGUGUUGAAUUCACUAAAUUUUCUGUUUGAUGUGAUUAAUUCUGGAUUCCUCGAAGUGCCAAUUGGUGUAUUGUGGUGUGAGAUAACCAUCAUCAAUUCAAGUUGAGCCUAAGAA